AUGGCUUUGCCUAACUAUCCUCUCCCAGAUCUGGAGAAGAGCUUGCAGGAAGCCUCUCGUGUUCUCAAGAUCAUACUGAGCCCAGAGCAGCUGCUGGAGUACAAAAGUGCACUCUGCCAGCACUCAGAGGUUCUGCUUGAAGCCCACCACCACAUGGUCAAAGCUGCAUCAGGCCAUGAGAACUGGGUGUCCGAGCAGUUCAGGAACCUCAUGUUGUCCCGCGCCGACUCUCUACCUGCUUCCACGUCCAUCCCCGUGGUCCUGUCCCCAACUGCUGCAGCCAGGGUAGAUAGUGCCCAGCUGGAGCGGGCGGCCGCUCUCCUCUGGGCCGCAGCCAAGGUGUACGCUGAGCCAUGGUUGGUGGAGGAGGAUGAGCUGAUGGAGCGCACCCAGCAGUCAGAGGCCUUCGCUGCCUGCCGUGUGCCUGGAAAGCCCCAAGACCAGAUCCAGGUGUACCCAGACAGCCUCCAUGCCAUUGUCCUUUGUGCAGGGGGUGUUAUCCCUGUUCAAAUUCUGUGCCACUGCAGCCCAGGGGGAUUACUGUCCCCUCUGCCGGUCCUUGAUAUUUAUUCCCAGUUGGUUGAGGCAGCAAGUCAGCCAGUAGCAGGCUUGGAUCAAGACCCUACAACCAUCUGCAGCUUCACAGCCGUUCACCGCCACGUGUGGUACAGCCUAAGGGAGCAGAUCCUGAGCACAGGUGGAGAUGCAGCAGCGUCCCUUGGGGUGAUGGAGAGCUCAGUGCUGGCCGUUUCUCUGGAUGGCUGCUAUGUGCCAUCUGACCUGGCGGAAACCCUCAACAUUGUGCGAUUAGGCAAAGAUGGAUGCUCCUUCAGAUAUUAUGACAAGGUAGUGAAUUUAGUAGUAUUCCAGGAUGGUACAGCGGGCAUUGUGUUUGAGCAUGGUGCUCUGGAUGGCAUGGUGGCUGGAUUAGUGACCAGGAGCAUUUGGCGUGAAUCUGAAAUGCUCAGCUUGAACCUAACUCGUCCAUUAUCUUCCGGCUCGUCUACCAACCGUUUCACCACAAAGCCGCUACGUUUCCCUCUGGGUGACAUAACCAAGAUUUGCCAACCUGUCUCCAUCCCUUCCACUAAAGAUGCCAGCACCUUGAUGACUUUUGAAAUCCAGUCAUAUGUAGAUAUCUUCACAGCCUUGAGAGGUCAAAGGGGCUUGUUUGAUGCUUGGGUCAACUUUUCUUUGCAGCUUGCCCUAAGACAAACUGUGGGAGACUCUGCGGUGAACCACAUUUUUGUCGUACCUACCCAUAUGCGCCAUUACAAACAUGGCCGCUGUGAUCCAACCUAUCCAGUUACCACGCAAUCCUGCCAACUUGUGGAAACUCUGCUGUCCUGCAUUGGCGCAAACAACACUCUCGAAUACAGUAGAUCACUUUUUCGACUCUUCCAUUUAGCAUUUCAGGAACACAAGCGCCUCAUAAAAGCUACCAAGAAAGGUCAAGGUGUAGGCCCUCACUUGGCUGCUUUACAAAAAGCAAUCUCCCCAGAGAAUCCACUCAGAAAAUUUUUGGACCAUUUUAAUGCUCCGUCUGUCUGUAUUACAGGCAAAGACAUAACAGAAGGUCUACAUUGUGCAGUGGGAAAUGUAUAUGCCCCUAAUCAGCUAGCUGUCACCUACCUUGGUGGAAGAGACAGGAUCCGUAUGGUUUUCAAUGGAAAUGGUAACUUUGCCUAUAUUUUGGGUCAGCUUCAGGAGAACUUACAAGUGACCCUCAAGCUGAUGAUGUUCUUGGCCGUAAGGUAUGCCAUUGCAGGGCAGAUGGGAGCCAUUGAGUGCUUGCUCGAGUCUGAAAGGCUUGAUAGAUUUGGUGAAGGUGAAACAUGUGGGCUGCUGAGUAGUCAAGAUGCAGGCAGCCAGAAAGGGACAAACUUUGACACUACACAGAAAGAGAGAACCAGUUUCACCCUGAUUAUUCAUGGUGGGGUCAUGGAAGAAAUCAACUUGGAUCAGAUGUUUCAGGGCAUAACUGAAUUUUCCCUGCAAGCAGCCCUAUGCCUUGGGGCACAAGAACUUGCUAAAGGAGGAACAAGCAUUAAUGCAGUUCAGAAAUGUGUAACUGCUUUGGAGGACUGCUUCCUGUUUGGUACUGGUAAAGAUGCCAUGUUCAACAAGAAAGGGAAGCAAGAAAUGGAAGCAACCAUUGUGGAUGGCACUGGGAUGAAGUUUGGAUCUGUAGCCUUGGUGCAGAGUAUAAAGAACCCACUAAAGGCUGCUCGACAAGUCAUGGAGAGGAACCCUCAUACACUCCUUGCUGGAGAUGGAGCACUGGAUAUUUUGGAAGGGAUUAGAGAACAAGACACAUCACUGGGGGCUGAGUACUUCCAGACUGAGAUAUGGGAGCAGCUAGCUAAAAAAGACAGUGAGAAUUUUUCCAAAUUCAGCUCUCCACGGACCGUAGGAGCUGUUGCUUUAGAUGAUUGGGGAAACCUGGCUGCUGCAACAUCUACAGGUGCAUGGGAUGGCAAACUGAAGUGUCAAGUAGGAGGCACAGCAGUGAUGGGGGCAGGCAUAUUUGCUGACAAGUCAGUGGCAGUGACUUGCUGUGGGAAUGGAGAUGUGUUGCUGAAGCUUAUGGUGGCCCACAAAGUGGCUUGUCUCUAUCACUAUAAGGACUACGGUGUUAGGGAGGCUUGUCAGAAGGUGAUGUCCGAGGACUGCAAAGGAUCUUCUAUUGGAAUCAUUGCUGUUGAUAAUAAAGGCAAGGUUGCAAUUGAAAGUAACGCUGGAAUGUUAGUUGGUUCGGUUGUUGAUGGUGUCGAACGUAUUGACAUUUUGAAAGCCUGAAGACUUACGCUUAAGGUAGCAUGAUUUACUGGCUUGCUUAAAUUAUAAUUCAUGGAACAGAGCCAUCUUUACCACCCCUCAACCAAAGCCAAUAGUCUAACAGUCGGCCACAAUGAGGAUGACAAGACCUGGAAGGGGUUCAAUUCAGGAUUUGGAGCAAACCUUCAUGCAUGAACAAGUCUAAGUUAGAUUUGCCACAAUAUACUUUGUC
Messenger RNA from Scleropages formosus (Asian bonytongue), 3010 nucleotides. RefSeq names its product carnitine O-palmitoyltransferase 1, muscle isoform-like. The record is from RefSeq and is a predicted model, not a curated record. Gene Ontology annotation, molecular function: acyltransferase activity; hydrolase activity. The transcript has 3 exons. Gene Ontology annotation, cellular component: cytoplasm. Bases 1 to 2799 code for a protein of 932 amino acids. NCBI's taxonomy places the organism in Eukaryota, Metazoa, Chordata, Actinopteri, Osteoglossiformes, Osteoglossidae.